Molecule: messenger RNA, 1021 nt
Organism: Hibiscus syriacus
Lineage: Eukaryota; Viridiplantae; Streptophyta; Magnoliopsida; Malvales; Malvaceae
Exons: 2
Coding region: 206-916 (236 amino acids)
Source: RefSeq, a predicted model, not a curated record
CACCCACCAGUACCAUCCCCUUUUCUCCAAUCUCUUCUAAACCUUUUUCACCCGGUCACACGCAGAAACAAGACACAAAGCCGGCUGCUUGACAAACAAACAAGAAAAUCUCCUUGCUUCUUUUCUUCCCUCGUUUACACCGAAACUCCAAGCACCCCAUAAGUUUAAGGUCUACGUUCUUGGCAAUUACCGGCACAAGUAAUUAAUGAAGACCGUUUCCAGGAACAAGUUUUUGGUCUGUUUUAGACCCGUUAUGGACUCUAUGCUCGACUCCGAACCAGUUGUAGUCGAUCGUUCCCGAAAUCAUCGGGUCUUAACGUAUACGAAGCCCUCAACGACUCCGUCUUCGGUUCCCGAUACGGAGAAUUCGAUCAUGGUCCAUCGUCCCGGGAAGAAAACAUUCUCCCAUGUCGUUAAAGCCGUUGUGUUCGAGAUCUUAUUGGCAAAGAGGGUUAAAGAUAGAAAAGGUAUUGAUCGAGGAUCAUAUUCAUCAAAGCACAAUUUCCCAGUAAACAGUCAUGAUAAGAUGUUGGAUACAAGUGCUGGUACCGAAGGAAUUCGGGAGACGAUUUCUGAGUCCAACUCGGUCCCGAAUUCAACGCCGGAAACAAGCAAACAUCAAGAACGUGAAGUGAAGGAGAAACAAGAAGGAAUACAGAGGGGUUGGAGUUCAAGCAAUGCCGUGUUUUGGGUUGUUAUUAGUCUGGCAAUGACCAUCUUCUGGGGGAAAAUUUACGCAAUACUUUCGGCAUCAAUUUGGCUUUACUUCCUCCCUCGUCUGCAACAACCCGCAGGAGAAAUUGAAAACCUGAACAGCAUUAAAAGAAGCUCGGAAGAGAAGUCAGAAGAUGACAAAAAGAUCAUAAUGGAAGGGUUACUUAAAAGGAAACAAAGCAGAGGAGCAUUCAAUUAUUGACAUUUAACAAAGCAUUUCUCUCUGAGAUUUGUUUCGUUCCAGAAAAGUUGAAUCAGAAGGAAGAGACUAAACACAGGCAUCAGUUCCUUCAUUCUUGUGCAGUAU